UAGAUUCUGUGUUUUUCUGACUCUCUCUGCAGAUUAAUAGUCCUCACGUUUUUUAAUGGGAACAGAUAACCAGACAUGGGUAAGAGAAUUUAUCCUCCUUGGCCUGUCCAGUGACUGGGACACUCAGGUGGCCCUCUUUGUCCUCUUCUUGGUCAUGUACCUGGCGACAGUGCUGGGGAACUUUCUCUUUGUUCUUCUGAUCAGACUGGACAGCCGACUGCACACUCCCAUGUAUUUCUUUCUCGCCAACCUCUCCCUUGUUGAUGUCUCCUAUGCCACAAGCAUAGUCCCUCAGAUGCUGGUACAUUUUCUUGCAAAACAUAGAGUCAUCCCACUCCUGAGCUGUGCAGCCCAGUUAUUUUUCUCCCUGGCAUUGGGUGGGAUUGAGUUUGUUCUCCUGGCAGUGAUGGCCUAUGACCGCUAUGUGGCUGUGUGUGACCCCCUGCGAUACUCGGCCGUCAUGCAUGCAGGGCUGUGUGCUAGGCUGGCCAUCACGUCCUGGGUCAGUGGCUUCGUCAACUCUCUCAUGCACACUGUCAUCACCUUUCAGCUGCCCACGUGCACUAACAAGUUCAUUGAUCAUAUAUCCUGUGAAAUCCUAGCUGUGGUCAAGCUGGCUUGUGUGGACACCUCCUCCAAUGAGGUUGCCAUCAUGGUCUCUAGCAUUGUCCUUCUGAUGACACCCUUCUGCCUGGUUCUUUUGUCCUACAUCUGGAUCAUCUCCACCAUCCUAAAGAUCCAGUCCCCAGAAGGAAGGAAGAAAGCCUUCCACACGUGUGCCUCUCACCUCACGGUGGUUGCCCUGUGCUAUGGCAUGGCCAUUUUGACUUACAUCCAGCCCCGCUCCAGUCCCUCCGUCCUUCAGGAGAAGCUGAUCUCUCUCUUCUAUGCCCUUUUGACACCCAUGCUGAACCCCAUGAUUUAUAGUCUAAGGAAUAAGGAGGUGAAGGGGGCCUGGCAGAAACUAUUAGGGCAAUUCUCUGGGUUAACGUCAAAACUGGCAGCUUGAUGAUUCAUGAACAUCACUGAGAGAAAAGAGCUUUGCCUCAGUGUUCUCCACCCAACUCAGAUGUGACAGGCAUGAACCGCAUUGCCCUG
Molecule: messenger RNA, 1098 nt
Organism: Propithecus coquereli (Coquerel's sifaka)
Lineage: Eukaryota; Metazoa; Chordata; Mammalia; Primates; Indriidae
Product: olfactory receptor-like protein OLF3
Exons: 1
Coding region: 56-1009 (317 amino acids)
Biological process (GO): G protein-coupled receptor signaling pathway
Cellular component (GO): membrane
Molecular function (GO): G protein-coupled receptor activity; olfactory receptor activity
Source: RefSeq, a predicted model, not a curated record